Molecule: messenger RNA, 2976 nt
Organism: Diceros bicornis minor
Lineage: Eukaryota; Metazoa; Chordata; Mammalia; Perissodactyla; Rhinocerotidae
Biological process (GO): DNA integration; virion assembly
Molecular function (GO): nucleic acid binding
Source: RefSeq, a predicted model, not a curated record
ACCGAGCGGCUGCAGUGGCAGACGUGCUGGGAACUGCAGGCUGCAACCCUGGGGGACGCCCCAAGGGACAAGGGGAGUCAGGAAAGCCUGACUACCCCCUUUCAGGUAGAAAAAGAAACGGCACUCUUUUUCCCAGGGAGGACACGAAAACCCCUCCCGUCUGAAACCGCCUUCGGUUGGCUUGUACAGACACCAACCGGGCAAAGUUGUUUUUGUCUUGCUGUGUUUUUGAUGUUCAUUGUUCUGUUUUUGUUCGUUACGUGGACCUCAUUUGACGGGAUGGGACAGACUAUGACGACCCCCCUCUCUUUGACCUUAGACCACUGGACUGAAGUGAGAGCGAGAGCGCACGAAUUGGCGGUAGAAAUAAAAAAAGGGCGUUGGCAGACUUUUUGCACCUCUGAGUGGCCCUCCCUCAAUGUGGGUUGGCCCCCUGAGGGGACGUUUAAUCUAACUGUUAUCCUCGCGGUGAGGGCUAUUGUUUUCCAGGAGAGACCGGGGUCCCAUCCUGACCAACGACCAUAUAUUACAGUGUGGCAGGAUCUGGUGCAGAACCCACUCCCGUGGGUUAAGCCAUGGGUAAAAGCAGAAAAACUAAGCCCCCGAGUCCUGGCGCUGCAGGAUCGGAGUCGGAGACCCCUUCGGCCCCCCCCCGGGGUCUACCCUGAGAUUGAGCCUCCUCCCGAAUGGCCCCCUUUCUCGCCUCCCCCUUACCCCUCCCCCGCUCCAGGAUCGCAAUCAGGACGGAGGGCGACUGGCUCGGGUCCCUCCGCUGGAACCCGAAGCCGCCGCGGAGCCACUCCGGACGGGCCUGAUACCACGGUGGCGCUCCCGCUAAGAGAGUAUGGAGCUCCUGCGGGGCCCAACCAGCUGUCACCCCUCCAGUACUGGCCUUUCUCUUCCUCAGACCUGUAUAACUGGAAAAAUAACCAUCCCCCCUUUUCAGAAAACCCCGCCGGAUUAACCGCCCUGAUAGAGUCCCUAAUGUUUUCCCAUCAGCCCACUUGGGAUGACUGUCAACAGCUCUUACAGGCACUCUUCACCACGGAGGAGAGAGAAAGAAUCACACAGGAAGCAAGAAAGAAUAUCCGAGGCACCAACGGGCAGCCGGCAACGAUAGCGGAAGCGGAAGAAGGGUUUCCGCACAACCGGCCCAAUUGGGACUAUAACACAGCUGAAGGUAGGGAGGCGCUGUCCGUUUAUCGCCGGGCUCUAGUGGCGGGUCUCCGAGGGGCCGCAAGGCGGCCCACCAAUUUGGCUAAGGUAAGAGAGAUCCAGCAGGGGCCCACUGAACCUCCCUCCGUUUUCCUAGAACGAUUGAUGGAGGCUUACCGCAGGUAUACGCCCUUCGACCCAUCCUCGGAAGGGCAAAAGGCCUCUGUCAUUAUGGCCUUUAUUGGACAGUCUGCCCCAGAUAUAAAAAGGAGAUUACAAAGGCUAGAGGGGCUGCAGGACUACGACUUGCGGGACGUGGUAAAGGAGGCUGAAAAGGUGUAUCAUAAAAGAGAGAGUGAGGAGGAAAAGCGAGAGAGAGAGAGAAGGGAGGCUGAAGAGAGGGAAGAUAAGAGAGAUAGGAGACAAGAGAAGAAACUGACCAAAAUACUGGCCGCAGUGCCUUGCCGGUCUCCUUGGAACACCCCUCUCCUGCCUGUAAAAAAGCCUGGAACUGCUGAUUAUAGGCCGGUCCAGGAUUUGAGGGAAGUGAACAAGAGAGUGCAGGACUUACACCCUACUGUGCCAAACCCAUAUAACCUACUCAGCUCCCUCCCCCCAUCACGGAAAUGGUAUACUGUCCUGGACCUGAAAGAUGCAUUCUUCUGUCUGCGGCUGCACCCAAAGAGCCAACUACUUUUUGCUUUCGAGUGGCGCGACCCUGACAUGGGGGUCGCUGGACAACUGACUUGGACAAGACUGCCUCAAGGGUUUAAAAACUCCCCCACCCUGUUCGAUGAGGCCCUCCACAGGGAUUUGACUGACUAUAGGGUUAAAAACCCUCAAGUGACUCUUUUACAGUAUGUAGAUGAUCUACUGUUGGCGGCGGAGACCCCGGAAGACUGUGAAGAAGGGACCAAGCGCCUCCUGGCCGAGUUGGGUGAGUUGGGGUACCGGGCGUCGAGGAAGAAGGCACAGCUGUGCCAGGAAAAAGUAGUCUAUUUAGGCUACACACUAAAGGACGGCCACAGGUGGCUAACCGACGCCCGGAAAAAGACUGUGACUCAGAUCCCGGCCCCAACCUCCGCUCGCCAGGUAAGGGAAUUCCUGGGGACGGCCGGUUUCUGCCGGUUGUGGAUCCCAGGGUUUGCUAAACUCCCGAGAUUCGGGAUCCCAAAGGUAAUUGGAUCUGACAACGGUCCUGCAUUCGUUGCCCAGGUAAGUCAGGGACUGGCCAGUCAACUGGGGGUCAAUUGGAAAUUACAUUGUGCUUAUAGACCCCAGAGUUCAGGCCAGGUAGAGAGGAUGAAUAAAACAAUUAAAGAGACCCUAACUAAAUUGUCUAUGGAGACCGGCGGUAGUGACUGGACAGCCCUCCUGCCCUUUGCCCUGUUCCGCGUCCGGAACACCCCACAGGGACCCUUAAAACUUACACCCUUUGAAAUCCUCUAUGGGACCCCUCCCCCUUUGGCACAAAUAGGGAUACAUGACCCUGACAUUAUACCCUCUAUACCCUUGUUAGCCCGCUUGAAAGCACUCGAAGCUGUCAGGCGCGACAUCUGGAGCCAACUAAAGGAAGCCUACCAGCCUGGUGACCUGCUCAUACCGCACCAGUUCCAGGUUGGGGACUCUGUCCUUGUGAGACGACAUCGGACGGGGUCGCUAGAACCACGCUGGAAAGGGCCCUACGUGGUGCUCCUCACUACGCCUACAGCAGUUAAAGUGGACGGUAUAACUUCUUGGGUUCACGCCACACACGUGAAGAAGGCACCCCAGAAUGCAGCAGAUCUUUGGAAGGUGGAAAAGACUGAUAACCCUCUUAAG